CGGGCGCGCAAUGGCGCGCGGGCCGGCUAAGAAGCGGCGGCGCGAGUCGUCGCCCCCUGCCGCCGGCGCGGCGAGCGGCGGGAGGAAGCUCCUCACCGGCGAGCACGUCGAGGUGCUCAGUUGUGAUCCAGGGCUAUGUGGUUCGUGGCAUCAAGCUGUUGUUAUUGGUAUUUUGGACAAUGCUCGCACUGUAAGAUAUACUGAUUUCAUUGACGAAAAUGGAUUGCCUCUUGUUGAGAAUAUUCAAGUGUCAGAUGCCAUUGAUGGCAAGUCAAGCAUGACUGGGGAACUCGUUCGUGGGAAUGUAAGGCCGAUGUGUCCACAUCAACCAUUGCAGGUAUCGGAUGCAAGCUAUGGGCUAUGUGUUGAUGCAUUCUUGGAAGGAUCCUAUUGGGAAGGUGUUAUUGUUGAUCAUGCUCAAGGGUCCAUGGAAAGGAAAGUCUUUUUUCCUGAUGAAGGUGAUGAAUGCAUUAUUGGGGUUGAUCAGCUACGUCUUACUCAAGACUGGGAUGAAGUUACGGGGAAAUGGAAACCACGCGGAUUCUGGUUGUUUCUCCAGAUACUUUUGUCACAUGAAGAGAGUGAUGGUUUACCUGUAUCAGUCAGGCAGAUAUGGUUUGACUUGAGAUCUAAACCUUCUUUUAGGACUGAUGCCAAAAUGUGGAUGUGUGGAACAGAAGCUUUUUGGGAGAGAUCACUUGCAGACCUCAUCACUGAAUUGCAGUCUAUAUGUGGCAGGGCUACCCUGGAUGGAUAUCAAGUGGAAACCUAUUCUUCAUUGUUAGAAGGUUCAGACUCAGCAGCCUUUCAAAAGGAGAGAGUUGAGACCACUGUCUUGGAUAAACUGGAUCCCAUUCCAGCUGUUAUCUUCCAAACCUUGUCAGAAUACAUCUCAUGCUACCGCAACAAUAAAAGGAAAAGUGCUCUUGUAAAAAAGGAGUUGGCAAAGCAACACCUUAAAUCUUUAGGAUGGACCAUGCUGGAUGACAGAGGUAAGAACAAGUUUUACAUCUCACCUGAUGGCAAGCGGUUCCCAUCUUUUCUAGGAGCAUGUGAGGCAUGUUUAGCAUCAAAAGAAGCAAAUGAUGACCAAGAUUGUCAUACAAAUAAUUUGCUUCUGGAUAGUGCUAGUGUGGUGCCCAAAAAUUUACAUUACGUCCCAACCAGCAUGGAUCUCAUCUUGACAGAGAACAAGUCCAAUGAUAAAUUGAUAGAAACUUCAUCAAGACAUUGGGAGUCGGUUCAACUGGAUGCACAAUUUUCCCCGCAGAUAGCUUCACUUCUUGCAAAUUACCAAGAUGGCACUGCUGUUCUACAGAGGCGCAUCAACAGCACUCAGAGUUUAAUGUUGAAGAAGCAUCUGCUGGCACUGGGUUGGAGUAUUAAGUUCAAAGUUGAUGAAAUGGUGCAAGAAAAUGGUCAUCGCAGAAAUUUUACAAGAUACAGGUACGAGUCACCUGAUGGGAAGACUUAUGCUUCUGUCAUUCAGGUAAUAUGCAGCUUGAUAGUUGGAAGUGGUAAACAAGUUGAUGGAAACAGAGUGGAUGGUAUAACUGGCAAGUACAAUCAUUGGGCAGCACCAAAAGAAGAUGAUCAUGCGUCAGUGUCGACGGACCUGGCAAGGCUCGGUAAGCGUAAACGAGAGGAUAAAUUUGGUGCCCUUGGAAAAUACAUAGACUAUAUGGAAGCUGAUAAGCAAAACUCCAGAAGAAGGAAACUUUUGAGAUCAAAUGCUAAGAAGUUUCUCAAAUCUGCUGGAUGGAAUUUUUGGCGAAAGGAGAAGUCUAGAAACAAACUCGAGUUGAGGUAUAGUGCUCCACAUGGCAAGUCCUACAACUCUCUAGUGGCAGCAUGUAAAGGAUACCUAGAAAUGGAACAUCAAGAAAACAAUGAUCAAAGCUUUGGAAUUGCCGACUAUGAUUCUACUGAUGGUUCUAUGCAUCCAUCCAAAUUGAUAGCACUCAGUGGUCGGCUAAGGGAUUCAAACCGAAGACAUGAUAUGCCAGUUUUGGACAGAUGUAGUAACAUAUUUACCUUCUCCACACGUCAUGGAAAGUCUAGGAAAAGAAAAUCAUCAUCAGUUCCUCUGACCUGUGCACAAUUUCUCUGUUCAAGACAUGGACGAGUUCUUCCAAGUCAGCAUCGUGCAAAGACAAUUUUUUCUUUGUUGAUAGAGAAAAAUAUUCUGUUACCCAGAGAUAAGGUUACAUAUAAGCAAAUAAGUGAUGGACCUGGGAUAAAGGAAGGCUCUAUUGGUAGAGAUGGAGUAAAAUGCAUGUGUUGCAACGAAAUAUUCUCUCUGGAGAAUUUUGAGGUUCAUGCUGGGAGCAGUACUCCAUUACCUUCUGCCCAUAUGUUUUUGAAGGAUGGAAGAUCCCUAUCACAGUGUUUAGUUGAUCUCAUGGGUGUAAACACGCCCAGAGAUUCACUGCGUGUGCGCUUGAAGGGAAGAUAUUCUGAUCUGGAAAGUGAUUCAAUAUGCUCAGUGUGCCAUGAUGGUGGGGAAAUAUUACUGUGUGACAAUUGUCCAUCAUCUUAUCAUCAUGACUGUGUCGGUUUGGAGGCAAUUCCAGAAGGAAGCUGGUACUGCCCAUCCUGCAGAUGCAAUAUUUGUAACUUGAGUGAUUAUGAUCCUGAUACCAGCCAAUUCACGGAGAAGACAAUAGUGUACUGUGAUCAGUGUGAACGGGAAUAUCAUGUUGGUUGCACUAGACAUAGUGGCCAUGAGCUUAUCUGCCGACCAGAAGGGUGUUGGCUUUGCAGCAGUGGAUGCUCAAAGAUAUUUCAACAUUUGCAAGAACUCAUUGGGAAGUCGGUUCCAACUCCAGUUAAAGGCUUAUCUUGUACUAUCUUGAGAUUUUACAGAGAAAACAGCAGUGAUCAUGGUCACUAUGACGAUGCAAUAAUGGCCGAACAUUAUGUCAAGUUGUGCAUUGCGCUUGAUGUUCUUCAUGAAUGCUUUGUUACUAUUAUUGAGCCUCGCACAGAGAGUGAUAUUUCUGAGGAUAUUGUCUUCAAUAGAGAAUCGGAACUCAGACGACUAAAUUUUAGGGGAUUCUACACGAUACUUCUCCAGAAAGGUGGUGAAGUAGUAUCUGUCGGCACUUUUAGGAUAUGCGGCCAGAAGUUUGCUGAGCUGCCUCUGAUUGGCACAAGAGUUCCAUAUCGUCGACAAGGGAUGUGCCGACUUCUAAUGAAUGAACUGGAAAAGUUGCUUUUGGACUUGGGGGUAGAAAGGCUUCUGAUACCGGCAGUUCCCGAACUUCUGGAAACAUGGACAGGCUCAUUUGGUUUCACAGUGAUGUCGAACUCUGAUAGGAUUUUGUUGGCAGAGAACAGCAUUCUCAGUUUCCAGGGAACCACCAUGUGUCAGAAGGUUUUAAAUAUUGCAUGCAACAAUCUGCAAGAUCAAAAUGUUCCAUCGAUAUCCAACUCUAUAUAUGAUAAGGAUGUAGAUAUUGCAUCCACUCAUUCAGAAGUGUUGAAUGGAACAAUGAUGUGUAUUAGUAUCGACAGAACAACUAUAUGUGACAAGGCUGUAAAUAUUGCAUCCACUUGUUCAGAAGUGUUGAUUGGAACAACAAUGUCCAACUCUGACAGAGAAUUGGCUGAAAACUCCAGUCCCUGUUCUCUCGGAACCAGUUCAUGUCAGAAGGUUAUCAACACACUCGGUCGUCCAGAAGGAUUGAAUGGGUUUGACUACCAAGUGCAAGAAAGUAACAUCAUCGGUGAGACAAUGGAAAGUGAUUGUCAAGAAGGCACUUCAAUAGCAAUAGAAGAGAUGGAGCAACUGGAAACGGAGCUGGUGCCUGAAAUUCAGAAUAACAGCGGUGAAGAGGGCAUUUGUUUCAUUGAUGGUCUGAAAAGUAUGCCAGAACCUCAAGUUGGUUUGGCAGUCGAGCAAGAGCUGGUACUGGAAACUCAGAAUAACAGUGCUGAAGAGGGUAUUUGUUCCAUUAACAGGUGUGAAGAGGGUAUUUGUUCCAUUGAUGCUCUGACUAGUGCGCAAUUUGGUGUAACAGUGGACAUGCAUGAGCAACCGUAUGGCAGUGCCGGUGCAGAUCAGUGCAGCGAGAAUUGCACUUCGACUGAUGUGGCCCAGCCUGUAACACGAAAUACAGCUCCAGGAUUGAAAUACAAGUUCUCAGGAAAAUGCUAUGAGCGGGUAAAAAAUGGCGCUCAUCCGAGGAAUGUCUGGCUUAGAGUCUCCACGAAAUGAUAACCAAGGGUGGAUCCUCUGGAGCUGUGGAUGUAGAAGGAUAUGAAUUUUGAGAAAUAAAGUUUGAGCCAUCAUCGACUUGGCCUUGUCUGUGCGCCAGUCAGAGCUAACAUAACCUGGCUAUGGAAGCUAAGCGAUCGUGUGGUAUGUUGCUUCACAGUGUAAAUUUAGGAGUAUCAAGCUGUUAAAGAGUUAACAUCCUAUCCAGCUAUGAGGAAAAGUAGAAUAUGUUGUAUCGAUUUCUGUGGAUAGUUUUAACCUUGAAAGUUGGUAUUAUCAGUCCUCGUUACA
Messenger RNA from Panicum hallii, 4510 nucleotides. RefSeq lists its product as uncharacterized. The record is from RefSeq and is a predicted model, not a curated record. Bases 11 to 4219 code for a protein of 1402 amino acids. Gene Ontology annotation, molecular function: transcription corepressor activity; acyltransferase activity, transferring groups other than amino-acyl groups. Gene Ontology annotation, biological process: negative regulation of DNA-templated transcription. Lineage: Eukaryota; Viridiplantae; Streptophyta; Magnoliopsida; Poales; Poaceae. The transcript is spliced from 11 exons.